Grus americana (Whooping crane) is the source of this 8812-nucleotide messenger RNA. RefSeq names its product KIAA1210 ortholog. The record is from RefSeq and is a predicted model, not a curated record. Lineage: Eukaryota; Metazoa; Chordata; Aves; Gruiformes; Gruidae. The transcript has 13 exons. Bases 3868 to 6804 code for a protein of 978 amino acids.
GGAAGGAGGUCAUCAUUCCAGCUGUUUUCUGAAAUUUACCCAGUGUGGUAGUGUGAAGAAGAAGAAUUACUGCAUGGGAAAAGCACUGACUUAUUCCUAUCCUAAUGCCAAAUGGUGCAAUUAAACCAGGUCAUUUAAUGUACAUUCCUUUAAAAUGGAAGCAGUCUGGGCCCAAAAUAUUGGCUGAGCUCUUGCAUAUGCUGAGAUCAUGAGCAUGUUAGUGCCAGUCUUGAUUUGAGCAAAGUUCUGUCACAUUUCUGAUCAGUGCAGAUCAGAAAAUGCACUGGGAAAACUACGUGACAAAUUAUUAUCAGGGAUGGGCUAUUCAGAAACUUUUUACUUAGGUUUUGGCAAACUGGUAGAUAUUUGCUUUAUUGUCUGAGCAGAUACAAACUUGCAGUGGAGAUGCUCGCACGGACAUUAACUACAUAAGGUCAUGCUAAUAAGCACUGCAGACUAAUUAGGCGUAUGAGGGCUGCUUGACGUGGCAUGUCCAAAACAGGUUAAUCUGUCUGGCACUGGUGCCAAGUGUUGCAAAGCUAUGGCAGCUUGGACUUCAGUUUGGCCUCUCGAGCUGAGUACGAACUAAGAGCUGCUCUACUACUGGUACCUGCUUCAGGUUUAAGGUAACACAGGUCUGUGUACGUAUGCUGCAGUCAUGUCCCUAUGUGCAGGGAGGCUGUUCUGCAGCGAUUUAGCAAAUGGCAUCUUAGCAAAUACUGCUGAGAGGGAGUGAGUCUGUGGAGAUGGGGCAGGAUGAAGGGGACAGAGGCAGUUCCUGGACUGGUAACAGUGCAUUUCCACUGUUUUCUGCAGUAGCUUAUGAAUGUUUUUGUCUUGAUUUCCCUUCCCCCUUCUUAUCCUUUUGGCUUCUCACACAAUUACAGACUGAGCCUGUGUGACUGUAUGAAAGGCAUUUCCUCCUGUUACUUUUUUUUAAAGUCAGCUUCAGCCCACCAGCUGCUUUCCAUUAGUGUUACACACACACUCACCAGGAGGGCAGCACAUAAUGCUUCAGGCACUGCUGAAUAGCAGAAAUCCUCCAGAAUUGCUGUCAGACAGAGACUUCUCAAAGCAGAUUGUAGGUAAAAAGAGUUCAGCACAUUGGGACCUGUCUUCUUGCAAGCCUUCUCAGAGAAGCCAAGGUGUGGGGACAGAAGGUGGUGAGGAGGAGUUGUCCGAAUGCAAAGUGUGAAAGCUGUGAAUAGAUUUCUUUAUGUGAACGGUUAUUUGCUCUGGAUAUCUCGUCAAGGGUAGGAGCUGAAUGUUGUCUGUUGCUAUGGGGAAUUAUGACCUCUUACUUGAUCCUGGGAGAGUAUUUUAUUGACAUUAAGUAUUAUCUAUUUGCUUAUCCAGACUUCCUGAUGGCUACUAUUGCUGUAUUAUAUGUGAUCCUUGGAAAAGGACCUUAAACUUUCUUAAACUCUCCCUCCUUCCAUGAAAAUUACAAGAGCAAUAUCCAUUAACUUUGUAAACUCCUCCCUUCACUGUUAUCAGUGGAGGCAAUAGCAAGAGUCCUAAUGUAAACUGCUGUUUGUGCUAUUCUCUUAUGCCUACCUAAAACAGUCACAGUCUGGCCAGGGACAUACCAGCGAGGGGCUGGCAAAAAACCCUGGGAAUUUCAUCCUAGAAACACUUCACGGAUGUAGAAGAGUGUAGAAGAGUACAACGGGAUCAGCUGUGCAAGCUCGGUGCUCAGGAGAAAUAGAGGGGCUUUCUCUGAGGUCCUGCAGAAGCUUGAAGUGUGUUCUGGAGGGGAGGCUGGCUGCAGGGUGGUGACCUGGAAGACCAGAUGAGUGGCAUGUAUUUCCCUGUGCUGACCCAUCUUGCUGUGCAAAGUGUGUGUCCUGAAAUCUGGAGCAUAGGCUUGAUUUCAAGUAAUUUUUGUAGCCUGAAGAAAAUUGGUCUUUAAAAGCUCCAGGCAAAAACUUCACCUCUUUCUCUUGGCUGCUUGCCAUUGUCUGUCUUCUGUAGGCCAUGAAGAUGCUAACUGAACACAGUGCCUCGUAUUCUUUAGUCUUUAUUUCCUCAAAAAACUAUUUGUUAGGAAAGAGGCUGUUCAGGGUUCAGCAUCUCCUUUGAUCUCUCUGUCAUAAGGCCUUCCGGAAUGCUUUUACAGAAGCGUGGGACUGAAGCUGAAGAAACAGUAAAGGUGGGGUAGGAUCUCACUUGCUGUGCAGUCUCCAAGUCUUCUGCUCCGCUGGAGAGACAGCAAGGAGGCUGUGUCCCUUUUCUAAGGCUGAGCAGAAAGUGUUUCUGUUUGUCUUGGGCCUUUGUUAAAUGCAGGAAACUUGAGUCCUGUACAAUGUUAACUUCCCAGGAGUCCUUAAAUACACAAACUGAGCAGUGAAAGGGAACUGUCUUUUCUUCUUUUAGUAUACCCGCCUACCCCCACCCCAAUGUACAUAUUCAGUAAUGUACUCAGCUGGGAAAAGGGAAUGGUCAGAACAUCACCCUGGGACUUUAUUUCUUUCGCCCUCCCAUAGAGCACUCCAAAUAUGUAUCCAGUUGCCCCAUUUUGUAAAAGGGAAACGAGGAUAUUUCUCCUGUUCUUGGAGAUUUCUUUUUCUCUUAAGAUUCAGUGGCUCCUUUAAUGAGUCAAAGAGCUCCAAGUUAAUGCAACAGAGUAGGGUUAUUAAUGGAAGUUUCAUAUGGGAUAGGAGGGAGCCUAGAUCUAAACCAUCAAACCAGGUGAGGGUAAUGAUGAUUGCUAACUAGGUCCCAUUGCCUGCUUUGAAAGUAAAGCAGACCUUGCAACUCUAUAGGAGUUUUAUUGCUUUAAAGUACACCCUGGAAAUGCAAAUAGGCUCUAGUGAUGUCAAGUUUAUUGUUGUGAUUGCAUCUGUGUAGGAAGCCACUUCACUGUUUGCAAGUAGUUCAUUAAUUCAUAGGUGUAAUAAUCCAGCUCAUCACCCUGUGAACACUGUGUAGUCAAUCCUUGCUGCUCUUAGUAAGCUUUCAGUCUUUUCCAUGGCCUUACACAGGAAUUGCUGCAGUGGAUUUACUGGGCAGGGCCAGGCCAGGCUUUUAAGAUGUCUAGCAGAGACUCAGCAUCUUGUUUGUAUUGUACCUCUGCAACAGGAGGCCUGUACACAUGCAGGGAUUGCAAAUGCUGUUGGGGAGAAGAUUAAGAACAUGAUUAGAAAGUUGUAGACUAGAGAAACGUGCCCGCUGUUCUGCUUCUACUGGGAAGCAAACAGUAGCUGGGACUUGACAAUUCUAUACCUUGGCUGGCCAUAGCUAUCAGUCUGUUGCUGCUCUGCCUUGACUGCUCCCCCACUGAGGAGACAGUCUCCUUCUCCCAGCUGUCCUCUAGCAUCUCCUAGCCUGAAGAGUAUCAGAAAUGCUGCUCUGCCUUGACUGCUCCCCCACUGAGGAGACAGUCUCCUUCUCCCAGCUGUCCUCUAGCAUCUCCUAGCCUGAAGAGUAUCAGAAAUACUGCUCCAAAAGGCCAGUUAUUUAACCUGAUAUUUUUGUCACUAAAAGUCAAUACACAUACACUAUUUGUUCAAAGCUUUGUCUCUAAUGGCAUAAUUCUCUGGGAAAGCUCACAGGGUGCACAUGGUUAGUACAGCUGAUUGAACUGAACGUACAUGGUAUUGAUGCAUCCUGACACUGCAUCUGUCAGAUGUCAUUAAGGCCUGGAAGUGGUGAAUGUCUGAAGGUUCGAUCAGUUAAUGCCUCUGCACUCACAUGCAUUUGUAUUGAUGGGUUUUUGUCCUUUUUUUCUCCACUACAUUGAUCCCCAGGCUGGGGUUUGUUGCUCAGAACAUUUGCUAGCUGUUCCCUGUGAAGUACAACUCACUGUCACCAGAAUUUGAAGCCUAAGUGUCAUCUAAUUGCUAACUUUCAUUGAGUGACUAUAUCAUGGCUACGGGGCCGACAGAGGUCACACAGUCACAUGAAACAGGAGAGACAGUUGAAGAGUGCACAGGAAAGAAAAAAUCCAAAUUUCAGACUUUCAAGAACUUCUUUGCCAAGAAGAAAAGGAAAGAGCCUCCGCCUCCCAGGGGGGAGAGUAAUUUAAAACCUAGCCAGUCCAGCAACGAUGUCAACAUCAAUGUGCUCGACACUACUGCACUUCAUUCACCAAAGGAGGUUGGGCCCAAAGGAAGCAUGGGAAACAAAGCCUUGUCCCAUGACAGCGUCUUCAUUUUUGAGUCUGCACCAGGAAGUGUGGCAGGUGACAUGUCAUCCCAGGAAAACAUACCUGGAAGAGUGAAAACUUUGCAGCUUCAGUUGCAACAGGACAUCAGAUUAGGGUCGCCUCCUCUUGUUAUAACUGGAAAGAAACUGGAAGAUGCAGGUGCCGUUUCUGAAGAUGAUGGUUUACCUAGAAGCCCUCCUGAAAUUUCAACCCUUCAUGAAGUUCUGACAGAUUCACCAAGCAAGUCCUCCAACCCUGUUCAGCGUCAUAGCUCUUUGAGUUUAGGCGGGACAGACAGUGAAGAUGAACAGAUACCUUCUGGUGCUUCCUCCAGGCCCAUCAGUCCUUCAUCCCCUGCCACUCUGGGGGCCCCCGGCUCACGAGGCAGCAGCUUCCUUCCUGUUGACUUCACCAUCCCUGCCAGUCCCCUCGGCUGCCUGGACACCUCAGCAGCCAGGCACAGGAUUGCCAUAAACCCCCGGAAACAGAAAGGCUUUACCAACAAGAAUCAGCAAACCCCCCAGGUGGAAGAGCUGGAAAAUGAAUCAUGUCUUCCUGCAACUCCACAAAAGAAGGGAAAUUCAACAGAAUCACUUAAGAGUGACCAGCAUAAAAGUGACUGGGAAGGAUUAUCAGCCCAGGUGGAAUAUUGUGCAAAGGGAGGUGGUUCUAAGGAGACACCAGGUGUAAAAAGUCCCACUGAUGCUGCCCAUGACUCUUGUGAUUCCACACUUGCAGCAGAAGACUCUUGUGGUUUGCCGCAAGAGGAUGUGUGCCUUCCAGACAUGGACCAUCACUAUAAAGCAGCUGCACCCCUUCUGAGAUCUGAGCCUUCUGCAGUGAACCUUGAGGAACACCAUAGUGCAAAAGUGUCGUACUGUUCAGAUGAGACGUCUGAUGAAUUGAAAUUACAUCAGCAAAAUACCAAUACUGUAGUAUCUGCACUUCCAAAAUUGCAACAAAUUGAAGGAGAAACUGCUGUGUUUCCAGACAUACUAGCAGCUGACUUGUUUAGCAAUGGUGUGGAAACAGAGGGCAUAGAUAUAUUGGCAGAUGUUGCACAAAGGUCCUCAGUAAAUUCUGUAGAUCCAGACAUUCAAGACCAGGAAAAGGGAGGUCCACUGUUUGUUGGCAAAGUAGAAGCCUGCUUGGGUACUACUGAGAAUCAUUCCAACCAUGCUGCCUCAGAUACUCCACCAAGCACCUCACAGGUUGCAGCAGCCAAUUCAGAGUCUUCUUCUGACAUCAAGACAGUGGCUAUUUUGAAGCCUAAAAACAGGUCAGUAACAAGAAAUGACAAAGAAACUUGUGAAAUAAUGGAAUUUCAGUCAUCCAAAGGCAAUGUAGAAAAAAAAAUAGACACUGCUGCAUCUGUCUCAGAAGCAGGUUGCAUGCUACCUCCCAGUAAAUUGGAAGUAUGUUUUAAAGCAGAAACAGUUUCUGCUUUAAAGGGUAACCAAGGCAGUCAACAGGCCCACGCGUCAUACGUUUCUGAAAAACUUUCCAUUGGAUGUCUUGCUUCUUCAAGUUUGGCUGGCUUGAAGAGUAAUAUCUCAUCUGAUGAUGACGGUACGGAGCACCAGAUAAGCAGUACAGCUUCUCACAGAAAAACAGUGGAAGACAGUCGAUCUUCAGAUGAAAAUGUGAAAAGUCCACUGAAGACUGCUUCUGCUAAACCAGUCAGAUUUACCAUUGCACCAGCAUGGCAAAGAUCUCUCUCAGGGGGGUCAAAUUCAAAGGAAGAUUCCUAUACCAGAAGCUCCCCAACAUCCCCUAUAAGACCAGAGUUGUUUGAAGGAAUGACAAAAGAACACACACGUUUUGAUGCAGUCAUCCAGGAAUCAGCAAAAACCAACUCAGAUAGAUUUGAUCGAGAUUGUAAGGAUAGUGAUUCGCAUUUGAAUUCUUCUAUGGAGUGGGCUGACCAUGAAGCACAAAAUGUUGAAAACCCAUUUGGGGUCAGACUGAGGAGAACAUCUUCUUUACUAAAAUACCAGAAUGAAAGCCGUGCUGAGACUCCAAAGCUGAUCCCCUCAGCUGUUCCCACUGUUGCUUCUGCUUCAGUCAAGGAGGAUCAGAAAUCGGUGGGCACUGGGAAACCACCUCCGGGACUUCCUGUCAACGCAAAAUCAUUUGUUAAAAAACCAGAUCUCCUAGAAGACAAAAAUCCUCCCAAGACAAGAUCAGAAGAAAUGGCAAAGAAGCAAAAUGGUCAUAAACCUUCAGAAAAAGUACCCUCUCCACAUUUGGAAACUGCUUCCUCUGAACCAACUUGGAUCUCCAUGGCAAAAUUAAAACAAAAGGGUUUCCAGGACCACCCUCUUGCCAAAGGACAUAAAGCUGAAGACAAAGCUUUGACCAAAGUGGAUCACGAGGAGCAAGGGAUCUGUGCUAGUGAGAACAUACCAAAGAAGAAUCUGCCUUCCAGCUUGAGCUCUCAGGACAAGAAAACGCAAACAAAGACCAGUGUGUCUGCUGCAGCAGGUAAAGUUGGACCUAUUGCUCAGGAAGCAUCUGUGAUUCCUGCUGUUGAAAAGGAAGGAAGACACUCCUCUAACCUGCCAAUGACACCAUGCAGCCCUGCUGAACCACCAUGGCUAUCCCUGGCCAAGAAGAAAGCCAAAGCAUGGAGUGAAAUGCCCCAGAUUGUACAAUAGCAAAUGACAUGAGCAUCCUUCUUUGUAUUGCCAAUAGCUGCGUUAACUCCAUUUAAUCCCUUCUUUACUGUGACCAUUUUUUUGAGAAAUAAGAGCCUUAAAACUUUUGAUCAGACUGUUGUAUGUAAAUACACAAUGAAGAAAUGCCAUCACGGGCUUAAUUUGAAGUAGGAAGCUGAGCAUUUCCUACUACCAAAUACUAGGAAAACUUGAUCAAUUCAUUAUAUCCUUGCACAUCUGGCAGUGAUGUUCAAAGAAGACAUGCUUCAGGCUUUUGAAACAUUUCCCUUGCAAAAUACGUUUUUAAAGUUUCCACAGACUAUACAAUAUUUUGUGCAAUGGCUAAGAAAUUACUGUAGUCUAUAAAAUAGAUACAAUGCUGGGCACUGACACAUCAUGACUCAUGGGCAUUGAUGUCACCACACUUCUUUCUCUAAUGCUCUGGGAUGGGCAGUCUGACUUUGCUUCUGAUUGUUAAUGGAUCUGUUUUGUGAUAGCUAUAGGAUCUAAACAGCAUUGCAAAUUGGAGUAAUUUUGGCUUUUGGGUGAAGUUGCAACACCAUGGGUCUUGUGCUUUGCUCAUUGAUGCCUGCUGGAAUGACCCAGAGCUACACACCUGUUCUCUCCCAUGCCCUAGAAAACCACCACACUCUAGCAUGUACUCUGCUUUUGGUUACACCUCUGGAAAUCUGGGAUAGUUUGGGCAUUCUACCAAAAAAAAAAAAAAAAGUUUUAAUUAUGGCAAAUAUUGAUUUAUUUUUUGUGAGAUUCCUCAGUCAAUUGUGUCUCUUAAAGAGUGUGUUGGGGGUGGGAACUAUUUGCUGCCUAGAAGGUGCACUCUGCUCUCCAUGUUCACAUGGAUGUGUGUUUAGUUGGUUGUAUUUAAUAUUAGUGAUAAAAGGGGGAUCUGCUUUCCUCCUUGCCUCAUCAGUCUUUAACCAGUAACUCAACAUCAGUCUAAAAAUGUGCAGCUGGGAAAGGAUUAUUCUCUCAGGGCCUGGCAUUGCAGUCACUUAGGUUAACAGAAGUUUUGCUUCAGACUUUGAAGGAAGCAGAUAUUUGAAAAAGAAGGUUUGUAAAAUGAUGUUCGUGGCUUAAGUGGCAGUGGCACUCACCGGUCCUUUUCAGUUUUUGCAGCAUUGCGCAUUUAUGUAGUUUUUGUUUACAGUCAGUGCAAAAUUUGAAGGCUGGCUGGGCUGAUGGAGAGUUUUUAGCUGGAAAGUUGGUAGGUAUUUUGAAGAAAAAUAUUGGAUUAACUGCAAAACAAAAAUUUUGGUUUCAGAUCAGCUUAAGCAAGACUUUAAUCUUCCAGUCUUGGCCUGAAUUUAAUAUGUAGCUCUUGCAAUUUGAAAACAGUAUUAAUUAGGACCUAGACUGUGAUUUUAAUUUUUUUUUAAUAUAGGUGAAAACACACUCACCCAAGUAGGCUCACUGAAGCUAUAGAUACUGUUUAUUUUGUACUAACAGCAGAAAGAGUAAGAAUUUCCCAUUGACUUGGUAAUCCACGCCUAUUUUACUACUUGUGUUUCUCUAUUUUAGGAAGCAUAUCUUCUCUUACAAAGAACUGAAACAUUUGUAUUUCUCUGAAAUUUUUGAGUGUAAUGUAAAUGAACAUACUCAGCUUUGAUUCUUGAAGUUUUGUACAGCUGCCAUCCCAUCACAAGCUUACUGACCCUGUGUAAAAUAUGUGCAUUUCUAUAUUCAGCAAACUCUCUUCUCUUUUUAGUAGUGUGGAUUGUGAUCCUUCACCCAAAGUACUGCAAAUGAUACUAUAAUCUCUCUUUCCCUGUGUUUGCUUUUGAUCUUAAUAUUGUUUCUGCCUGUUAUGUUUGGUAUGUAUAUAUGUUUUUGUAAUCCUUGUCUUGAAGGAACCCAUUUUGAUUCCAUUCCCAUAUUUGGUUUAUGAUUAAAUGCUGUUGCCAGCGAUGAUGAUAUAAUUCCUGGGAAAAGAAGUGUGAUAGAUGGCUCUCAUUCAUUAAAGAAAAAAUAAAAAGAUGUCUUUGGUCAA